This is a messenger RNA of Polyodon spathula (Mississippi paddlefish), 5471 nucleotides long. It is a transcript of the gene atp11a, whose product is annotated as ATPase phospholipid transporting 11A. Gene Ontology annotation, biological process: phospholipid translocation. The coding region runs from base 439 to 3915 and encodes 1158 amino acids. Lineage: Eukaryota; Metazoa; Chordata; Actinopteri; Acipenseriformes; Polyodontidae. Gene Ontology annotation, molecular function: ATPase-coupled intramembrane lipid carrier activity; ATP binding; magnesium ion binding. The record is from RefSeq and is a predicted model, not a curated record. Gene Ontology annotation, cellular component: trans-Golgi network; plasma membrane; endoplasmic reticulum. The transcript is spliced from 31 exons.
UGAGCGGAGCGACAAGACAGGAUAACACAGGCACGGGAAAGGUGAGAAUGAGGGCAGGACUCGAAAAAUAAAAAAAAAGAAGAGAAGAGAAGAGAAAAACACAAGGAAAGAAAAGAAACAGACACAGACAAAAAAAAAAAAAAGUCAAUACAAGAAAACAGUGCGGGUUUUUCUCACGACCAAAUAAAUACAAACGAGAGGAACCAGAAAACUAUGAAGCACACUUAUUAAUACCUAUCCAGAACCCACAUAAAGAAAAAAGAUUUAAGAGAAAGGACAUUGUAAAGUCUCUCCUUCUUCGCAUUGAUACCGGUGUACUGCCAGCCACAAUAGCCUCAUGGAUCUUAGAACAGAAAGAAAAGAUAGGUAGCGUUUCAGCGUUUGAAGAACAUUUGGAAAAAAUAUAUAGCUACAUAUAUAUAUAAAUCAGUGGGAAGAAUGGACUGCAGCCUGUUGCGGAGUCUUAUUAAUAGAUACUGUGCCGGAGAAGAAAAUUGGGUGGACAGUCGGACAAUAUACAUUGGGCACCGGGAACCCCCUUCAGGCACAGAUGCUUACAUACCACAGAGAUAUCCAGACAACAGGAUUGUUUCUUCAAAGUACACUUUUUGGAACUUUGUGCCCAAAAACUUGUUUGAACAAUUCCGAAGAAUUGCCAAUUUUUAUUUCCUAAUCAUUUUUCUAGUACAGUUAAUAAUUGAUACCCCAACCAGUCCAGUUACAAGUGGACUCCCACUUUUCUUUGUAAUCACAGUAACAGCUGUUAAACAGGGCUAUGAAGACUGGCUCAGACACAAAGCAGACAAUGCAGUGAACCAGUGUCCUGUCCACAUCAUUCAGCAUGGCAAAGUGGUGAGGAAACAAAGCAGGAAAUUGAGGGUUGGAGACAUCGUCUUGGUUAAAGAAGAUGAAACUUUCCCAUGUGAUUUAAUCUUCCUGUCAUCAAGCAGGGAGGAUGGGACGUGUUUUGUAACAACUGCCAGUCUGGAUGGAGAAUCUAGCCAUAAGACCUACUUUGCUGUACAAGACACAAAGGCAUUCCAUACAGAGCAAGAGGUGGAUACGAUAAACGCAACCAUUGAAUGUGAACAGCCCCAGUCUGACCUUUACAAAUUCGUUGGCCGCAUAAAUAUUUAUCAAGGCCAGGAUGAGCCUAUUGCCAGGCCUUUGGGAUCCGAAAAUCUACUUCUUAGAGGAGCUACCUUAAAGAACACAGAACACAUUUUUGCUGUCGUCAUAUACACCGGCAUGGAGACCAAAAUGGCUUUGAAUUACCAGUCUAAGUCACAGAAAAGAUCUGCUGUGGAGAAGUCUAUGAAUACCUACCUAAUUGUCUACCUAUGUAUUCUGAUCAGUAAAGCUGUGAUCAAUACAGCAAUGAAGUAUGUUUGGCAGAGCGACCCUAACCGAGAUGAACCUUUUUACAACCAGAAAACAGAUUCAGAAAGGCAACGGAACACGCUCCUUAAAGUGAUUACAGAUUUUCUGGCCUUCAUGGUUCUAUUCAACUACAUCAUCCCUGUGUCCAUGUACGUCACCGUGGAGAUGCAGAAGUUCCUGGGUUCCUAUUUCAUAACCUGGGAUGACGACAUGUUUGACAGUGAACUCGGAGAAGGUGCUGUAGUUAACACCUCUGAUCUAAAUGAAGAGCUGGGACAGAUUGAAUAUGUUUUUACAGACAAAACAGGAACCCUAACAGAAAAUAGCAUGGAGUUCAUUGAGUGCUGUGUAGAUGGACAUGUCUAUGUACCUGACGCCAUCUGUAAUGGACAGAUUCUGACCGGUACUGUUGGCAUGGACAUGAUUGACUCUUCCCCUGGAGCAGGUGGACAGGAGAGAGAGGAGUUGUUUUUCCGGGCCCUCUGCCUUUGCCACACAGUCCAGGUGAAGGAGGAAGAAAGUGUGGAUGGGAUAAAGAAAGGGCUUCAGCCGUGUGGAAAAUCCUCCUCUGUUUACAUAUCAUCCUCUCCAGAUGAAGUGGCCUUGGUCGAAGGGAUGAAGAGACUUGGUUUCACAUAUUUGAGACUCAAAGACAAUCAUAUGGAGAUAUUAAACAGGGAUGACGAUAUCGAAAGGUUUGAGUUGAUGGAGGUACUGACCUUUGAUUCAGUUAGACGGCGGAUGAGUGUCAUUGUGAAGUCAAGCACAGGAGAAUAUUAUCUUUUUUGUAAAGGAGCAGAUUCUUCCAUUUUUCCCAGAGUUAUUAAAGGCAAAGUUGACCAAGUUCGAGCCAGAGUCGAGCACAACGCUGUGGAGGGCUUGAGAACACUUUGUGUUGCCUAUAAAACUCUUGCACAAGAUGAAUACGAGAGUGUCUGUAAACAGCUAAACACUGCGAAACUGGCCUUAAAUGACAGGGAUAAAAAGUUGGCUGAGGCUUUUGAUGUUAUAGAGCGAGAUCUGAUUCUGCUCGGUGCAACUGCUGUGGAGGACAGACUACAGGAUAAAGCUGCUGACACUAUAGAAUCCUUACACAAAGCUGGCAUGAAGGUGUGGGUACUGACGGGGGACAAGAUGGAGACGGCAGCGGCCACCUGCUACGCCUGCAGACUGUUCCACAGGAACACGCAGAUCCUGGAGCUCACCACCAAGAGAACCGAGGAGCAGAGUCUCCACGAUGCGCUCUUUGACUUGAGCAAGACCGUACUGAGGCACUGUGGCAGCCUAACCAGGGACACUCUGUCAGGGCUCUCUCAUGACGUGCCAGAUUAUGGUUUAAUUAUUGACGGAGCGACGCUGUCUUCAGUCAUGAAGCCGACAGAAGAGGGCAGCUCUGGCAACUAUAAGGAAAUUUUCCUUGAGAUCUGUAGAAACUGCAGUGCCGUACUCUGCUGUCGAAUGGCUCCAUUGCAGAAAGCACAGAUUGUAAAAAUGAUUAAAACGUCAAAGGAGCACCCAAUCACAUUAGCCAUCGGCGAUGGAGCAAAUGAUGUCAGCAUGAUUCUUGAGGCUCAUGUGGGAAUAGGUAUCAUGGGAAAAGAAGGCCGUCAAGCGGCUAGAAACAGCGACUAUGCAAUUCCUAAAUUUAAGCACUUGAAAAAGAUGCUGCUGGUGCAUGGUCAUUACUAUUACAUUAGAAUAUCUGAACUGGUGCAAUACUUCUUUUACAAGAAUGUCUGCUUCAUUUUUCCCCAGUUUUUGUACCAGUUCUUUUGUGGAUUUUCACAGCAGCCAUUGUAUGAUACAGCAUAUCUUACACUGUAUAAUAUCAGCUUUACUUCCCUUCCAAUACUGCUGUACAGUCUAAUUGAACAACAUGUAAACAUGGAUAUACUUAAGAGAGACCCGUCACUGUACAGGGAUAUAGCCAAGAACUCUCUACUGCGCUGGCGGAUAUUUAUUUACUGGACACUCCUGGGGCUCUUUGAUGCUGUGGUAUUUUUCUUUGGUGCUUAUUUCCUGUUUGAUAAUACCUCUUUCACAAGUAACGGACAGUUAAUGACAGCCAACACAAACAUGAUGUUUGGAAACUGGACAUUUGGCACUCUUGUGUUCACUGUGAUGGUCUUUACUGUCACACUAAAGCUUGCACUAGACACCCAGUACUGGACAUGGAUAAACCACUUUGUAAUCUGGGGUUCGUUACUGUUUUACGUCGUUUUCUCUCUUCUCUGGGGAGGCAUCAUUUGGCCUUUCCUGAACUAUCAGAGGAUGUACUACGUCUUUAUGCAGAUGCUGUCUAGUGGUCCUGCAUGGCUAGGCAUCAUUUUGCUCAUCACUAUCAGCCUCAUUCCAGACCUGCUUAAAAAAGUGAUAUGCAGGCAGCUGUGGCCCACAUCGGCAGAAAGAAUCCAGAAUGCUUUAAAGCAGUCCAAGAAGGACAAUGUCUCAGAGAUUAGCCCUCUAUCCAACCGUAAGACUUCAAAGAGCAAAAGCAGUGAACACAGGAUCCCUCAGCCUACAAGUGAUAAAUAAGAAGACCCUUGCACAAACAGCUGCACUCCUGCUCUGCCUACUAACAUUUCAGCUCACUGCAACCUCAUAACAGCCCUCUUUACAAUCAUCAGCUCAUUGAUCUGCUAUCAGCAUAUGGGCACAAAGCUAGCAAACCACAGUAGCAGAAAGUUAACUUUGGAGAUGCGGGCUCUGAUAUUAACACCUUGGCUACCGAGAUACUGGAGUCAUUACUACUGUAAAUCCUUCAUUGUACUGCAGCCGGUAUUACCUGAUCUUUGCUUUGCUGUUAAUUUAAUCACAUGCUUGUUUUCACAGACUUUUGAACGUAUUUUAUUGUCGAUAAAUCUUGACAAUUCCAUAGCUAUGCUUACAGAAGAUGUAUUGUAAAGCGUGUGUUGUACUGUAUAGAUUGUUGCAACAGUGUUGAAGUGACAACACCCCUAGUGCAAAAAGAGCUGUUCUGUUGUUCAGAAUGUAUAUGUGAUGUUUGAAAAACUCUGAAAGCCAAAAUGCAAUGUACAUUACACUGGACUUUAAAAUUAAUUGCAGGUGAAACCAACCUAUGCUUUAUUUAUGCACGUAUUUAUGCUAAAUGAAUUGCAAGCUUACGCUGGCAGUUCAGCAGAUUAAUGACCACACUCACACCUACACAAAUUACUGUAAAAUAUUGCACAGAAUAAACCCACUUGAGUUCAAUGAAAUGUAUCAAGGAACCACAGUACUAAACUGCUAAAGGGCACAUUAGUAUUUAUGACGUGCACAGUUGCAUCACUUCAAUCCAGUGGCUGUCAGAAUCUUUAUCACAGACCUCAUUGCAUUAAACUCUCCCAUUCUCCAUUACUGUGCAAGUAAUGCGGGAUAUAUGAAUAAAGGGUUCUGGUAACCCAAAACCACUGAGCUCCCUACAUCAAUACAUCUUGCAUACUCUGUUACAUUAAAAACGAAUGACGAUAACCAAAUUCUGACUACUCGUUCACUGCUAUCCAGAUCUUUGCAAACAGUAAGCACUGCUGUGUCUUUAAAUGGAUCUAGUGUGUAGUGUCUCUUAUGUAGGUCUUUUGUAAAUCUUACAAACUGAGUUUUUGUUACUUUUGUACACUGCUAGGAAGAACAUAUUUUUAUUUAUUUAAAUGUCAACAAAGUGCUGCUUUGUUGGUUUUAUUUUACUAAAUUACAAACUAUUAUACCAACUGCAGACACCAUGUUCUCUGUUGUGAAUAGUACAACCAAAUGGAUUCAGUUUCAGUGAUGCCUAAGAUCAUCUAAACUAACCCAGAAUCUUAUUUUGUACAAUGGUGGGCAGAAUGUAAUCAUGCCAGCUUGUAAAUUUUAACAGAAUGUAUUUGUUUUCUUUUUCAAUAAGUUGGCACUCUUUACUUAACUGAGAAUCAGGUCAAAUGUAUACAAUCUGGGGGAAAGGGUAGAAGAUUAAAUUACUUCAUUGUUUGUUUGUGUACAUUUUUUUUUAACGAUUAAUAUCUGUAGAUAAUAUCUGUCAAUAUUCCAGUCUUUCUGUAGCAUAUUCAAGCAAAGAACUGUAACUCUGCCUGUAAUAAAGACAGAAUGAAAAGCCA